This is a messenger RNA of Cladophialophora immunda, 2076 nucleotides long. RefSeq lists its product as uncharacterized. NCBI's taxonomy places the organism in Eukaryota, Fungi, Ascomycota, Eurotiomycetes, Chaetothyriales, Herpotrichiellaceae. The record is from RefSeq and is a predicted model, not a curated record. The transcript has a single exon. The coding region runs from base 145 to 2001 and encodes 618 amino acids.
CGUACAGGGACGGGCGAUCACCACAGCCACACCACGAAUCACCCUGAUAGAACCAACCAUGCUAUCACCGGCGUGAAACAACCAGGCAGGCAUUUCUUCCUGUCUCCGUCAUGCUGAAUCUUUCUCUCCAGACUUCCUGCCGCCAUGGCAGCACAAUCGAAACCCCCUCUUCCUCCCAGAAACCCAUCAACCGCUUCCAAUGGGCUUGUGGGCUAUCUAUCGCCCUCCAUCAGUCCAGAUCCCAACUCAUCUAUCUAUCUCGGCGGUUUACAUGAUCCACGGGCAUCAUCAACCCAGUCGCUCCAACCUAUCAAACCAGUUGGCGACAAUCGCCGCACGUUGCUCGUUGUGUAUAUCCAUGGCUUUCUCGGCACGGAGACCAGCUUCAAGAGCUUCCCGGCUCAUGUUCAUAGCCUCUUGACUCCGGCUGUGGCAGAAACCCAUGUUGUCUACACGAAGAUCUAUCCUCGGUACAAGUCGCGUAGGAACAUUUCCUUCGCCCGAGAUGAUUUCAGCAAUUGGUUGGCUCCUCGCGAAUCGAGUACCACGGAUGUGAUAUUGGUCGGCCACAGCCUGGGAGGUAUACUCGCUGCCGAAGUGGUCUUGUUACCCUCCCAUUUUCCUCCGGGGAACAACAGUCUCUUCCAACAUCGUGUUCUUGGGCUCAUUGCCUUUGACACUCCAUUCCUGGGGAUGCACCCUGGGGUGGUGGGAACCGGUAUUGCCAGCUUAUUUCGGACUCCUCCUCAGCUCCCAGAUUCACAGCUACCUCAUCCAAGUCCCUUUUCAGAUGCCUCGUCAACGUCUCAGGAUCCAACAUAUAACCCCGCGUACUCCAAUGACGUUCAUCUGGCUAACAGGAAAGGCAAACUGCGAAGAGCCUGGUAUUUUUGGAACAAGCACUGCGGAGAAUUGGCGAAAGCAGCCGGAGAUUAUGUUUCUUCUCACCUCGAGUUUGGUGGCUGCCUUGCAGACUAUCCGGGCUUGAAGAGGCGCUAUAGUGCGAUUCGCGCUCUAGAGGACGUUGACGAGACGUUAGAGCCAAAAACGCCUGAAGGGAAGCUGAUGAAGCGCGUGAGGUUUGUCAAUUACUAUUCGGCAAGCACUGGGCCUAUCAGGGAGAGAUCGCCUUCUCCGGGCAAACAUCAAACAUUACUAGAACCUCCUACAACGGAACUUCAGGAUAUGUCCACACGACGGUCAUCCGGAGAAAGUCUUCAUCCCUCAACCCUCUCGAGCCCGCGCCUGUCUCUCGAAGAACAUCGUGACGGUGAGGUCAUUUCAAAAGACGUGGCCGAGCUCAAGAUCGAUCCAGAUCCACCAGUUUGUACUCCUGUCUCCAGCGCAAGUGAGCACACUUCGAUUUCGGGUUCAAUAUGCGAUAGCCGGGGCUCGGCAGAAGCCCUGUCUGUUGAACUGGGGUUACCACCACUUCCAGCAUUGCCGGAGCGACCGGCGGAAUUUGAUGCCAGCCAAUAUCACGACGAAGACACCCUCAAAUUGGUUCAAAAAGAACAUGAACGGCAAGUGCAGGCAUAUGAAAGGGCGGUGAAAGACUGGAACAAAUCCGUCAAAGAACGCGAAAAGCUAUCGCGAAAACGUCAGCGCAAGCAGCAGGAACAAGCGCUAAAGUCCACCACAGAGCAAGGAAUCCGGCUGCAAAAUGAGUUCCUCAAAACAUCUCCCACCGUGAACCCAGAAGACUAUGAGAAGCAGCUGCGGCAAGAUGCAAAAGUCUCUGGGCCUCCGCCAAAAAACGGAAAACCUCAGAAAGACCGCAAAUUUUGUGCUCUCCCCGCGGUAGAUCCGAAUACACGCAAGCGAGACGCAACAUGGAUUAGAGUAUAUAUGGGAGGGAUUGAUGAAGUGGCCGCACACACUUCGAUGUUCAACGAGUCAGAAACUUAUGCAAAACUCGUGGGAGACGUGGUUGAGAGAAUUGAGACGUGGGUCGCUGAGGAUGCGUCUGUACGGACAGUUCUCGCUGCGAUGGAGCAAUGAUUCUCGAUCCAAAAGCGCUGUUUAAUUAUUGAUGAGCACAUAAGAUACCCCAAUAUCUGAAUGAAAUGAUUAAGC